GAACCAGGAGGCUUCAAAUAGAGCGUCAGCGCCGUCAGAGAAACAUUCAGUGACCAGUCUUCUUCACACAGCGGGAGGACGACAGAAACAAAGAUGGAGCGACUCGUCUUUCUCAGUUUGAUGUUUGUGGCUUCAGCUCUGGCUGCGCAAAUCGACCCUAGAGGAGCGCGCCCGGUGGAGCACGCCACCAGAAGCGAAAAAUGUGCCACUGAGAAGGAGUGGCCUUUCUGCACCUCUGACAACUGGGGCCCUAAAUGCCCGUCGGGCUGCAGGAUCCAGGGACUGAUGGACAAAGACGACCACGACUUGCUGAAGAAGAUCGAGAAGAUCCGCAGCCUCUUGGAUCAGAACAAGGCCAACUACCGCAACGCUGACCACCAUUCACCUGAGAGACUCACAAUCGCCGCUGAGUAUGAUUUUGAAGUUUCCAGCCACCUCCAGCAUUUCUGA
Molecule: messenger RNA, 450 nt
Organism: Epinephelus fuscoguttatus (brown-marbled grouper)
Lineage: Eukaryota; Metazoa; Chordata; Actinopteri; Perciformes; Serranidae
Product: fibrinogen alpha chain-like
Biological process (GO): platelet activation; blood coagulation; protein polymerization
Cellular component (GO): fibrinogen complex
Molecular function (GO): signaling receptor binding
Source: RefSeq, a predicted model, not a curated record